Messenger RNA from Carlito syrichta (Philippine tarsier), 881 nucleotides. It is a transcript of the gene LLPH, whose product is annotated as LLP homolog, long-term synaptic facilitation. Gene Ontology annotation, biological process: dendrite extension. Gene Ontology annotation, cellular component: nucleolus. The record is from RefSeq and is a predicted model, not a curated record. Gene Ontology annotation, molecular function: RNA binding. NCBI's taxonomy places the organism in Eukaryota, Metazoa, Chordata, Mammalia, Primates, Tarsiidae. Bases 76 to 459 code for a protein of 127 amino acids. The transcript is spliced from 3 exons.
GUCUGCCCGGAAGGCGGAAGUGCGGGGGCUUCCGGUCGGCGUGAGCUCGCCACACAUUUGUUUCUCAGGUAAAACAUGGCUAAAAGCUUACGGAGUAAGUGGAAAAGAAAGAUGCGUGCUGAAAAGAGAAAGAAGAAUGCCCCAAAGGAGCUCAGCAGACUUAAAAGCAUUCUCAGAGUGGAUGGGGAUGUUUUAAUGAAAGAUGUUCAAGAGGUAGCAACUGUGGUGGCUCUGAAACCUUUCCAGGAGAAAAUGCAAUGUGAGGUAAAAGACGAAAAAGAGGCCAUGAAAAUGGAGACCGAUAUUAAGAGAAACCGCAAGAGUCUUCUGGACCAGCACGGACAGUACCCCGUGUGGAUGAGCCAGAGGCAGAGAAAGAGGCUGAAGGCAAAGCGGGAGAGAAGAAAGGGGAAGAGCAAAGCCAAGGCUGCCAAGGCUGCGAAGGGCCUGGCCUGGUAGACCCUGCAGCUGGGGUGCCACGUGGGCGCGGCCCGAGGAGCAGGUGUGCGCUUCAGCCCUUGCGCGCGCGCGUCUCUUUUCCGUUGCCACUCGGCCUGUUUUCUUCAAUUCAAACCCAGCGUAACUCCUCGAGCUUGUUGACGCACGGAAGCUGUGCUGACGUUUUAACUGGAUGCUUGCCAGCGUCCGGGUUCUGUCGGGUUUGUUAAUGUGGUUGUCACACUUGUUCUUACCAUUUGGUCAUUAUGGCCAGUAAAGGCAAAACUCUGAUGCCACACUGGCAGGUUUGAGUGGACUCAGGUUUCACGAAAUCUAUUAUAUAACCCUGUCAUUUAAAAAUCAAAUGUUGGUAGAUCCUAUCAACAGUACUUGUUUGGUGUUUUGGCUUUGUAUAAUUCAGAAUUAAAGAUAUUUUAUGUGUA